Molecule: messenger RNA, 792 nt
Organism: Didymodactylos carnosus
Lineage: Eukaryota; Metazoa; Rotifera; Eurotatoria; Philodinida; Philodinidae
Source: the annotation of a GenBank genome assembly
AUGCCUGAGUGCGCCUUACCGCUACCAUUAUAUCCUGUCUAUGCAGGCCUUACUGUUGAACCGGUGGAAGCUGUUAACAUUGGGCUUGAACCUAUAGGACUAGAACUUGCUAAACUUGAACUUAUAGAGCUGGACACUACUGAACUUGAACCUGUUGAGCCAGAACUUGUUAAGCUUGAACCUAUGGAGCUGGAAACUAUCGGACUGGAGCCUAUAGAGCUUGAACUUGUUAAGCUUGAAUUUAUUGGGCUUGAACCUGUUGGGCUUGAACCUGUUGAGCCAGAACUUCUUAAGCUUGAACCUAUGGAGCUGGAAACUAUCGGACUGGAGCCUAUAGAGCUUGAACUUGUUAAGCUUGAAUUUAUUGGGCUUGAACCUGUUGGGCUUGAACCUGUUGAGCUAGAACUUGUUAAGCUUGAACUUAUGGAACUGGAAACUAUCGGACUGGAGCCUAUAGAGCUUGAACUUGUUAAGCUUGAAUUUAUUGGGCUUGAACCUGUUGGGCUUGAACCUGUUGAGCUAGAACUUGUAAAGCUUGAACUUAUGGAACUGGAAACUAUCGGACUGGAGCCUAUAGAGCUUGAACUUGCUGGGCUUGUUUCACGAGUUGCUGUAACUCCGGAUACAUUUUGUGAUGAUGUCAUUACGGAACUUGUGUUGUUGAUUGGGAUCUUUGAUAUUAAGCCAAGCGUUGGUAUUAACAGACUAGAGUUAGUUUGCGAUGGAGUUAUCGUAUGUGUGGUUGUUAUUAACGAUGGAACUAAGUUAGAUGUCGUAGGCUGUGCGAUUUCU